AUGAAGUAUCGUGUGGAAAUGUGCCACAAGACUUUAAGUCAAGUGGAUGACAAUAAAUGGAAGAAGUUCUCUGAUUAUAAAAUGAUAAGGGUCUUAGGCGAAGGAGGGUUUGGCCAAAUGGUUUUGGCUGAACAAAACGAAACUAAAAAAUUGUAUGCCUUUAAAUUCCUGAAAAAAAACUCGGUCAAGGCAUUUGAUUUGUACGAAAAUGAAAAGGAAGUUCUCAAAAUUGCGACAAACCAAAAUUUUCUUAUCGGCUACCAUGCCUGUUUCCAAACCCCCAAUAAUUACAUCAUAGCUAUGGAUUACGCAUGCGGUGGAGAUUUGGAUAAUCUUAUAAAAUAUUUGGGUAGAAUUCCAGAAGAGUCCGCUAAAUUCUAUAUAGCGGAACUGGUCUUAGGCGUAUCAUUUCUACAUUCCAAAGGGAUCAUCCAUAGAGUCCUCAAACCGGAGAAUGUUAUGCUAGACAAGGAUGGCCAUAUACGAAUAACAGAUUACGAUUUUAGGGUUGAUAUCUGGGCUCUUGGAGUAACCAUGUAUAAAAUGCUUACAGGACGAAAGCCUUUCGAUUUGCCUCUAAAGCGAAAUCCUUGGCAAAGUAUCAGAUUAAUAGGUAAAAAAGCAAUAGUCCGUAUUCCAGAUUCAAUAUCUGAUGAGGCUUGCCAAGUUUUGCAGAAAUUUCUAGCCAAAAAAAUGAAGAACAGGCUGGGAUCCAAUCCCAGCACCACUAUCCAAUCCAUUGCCUCCCUGCGCUUCUUCAGUUCCAUCGAUUGGAAACUGGUAACAAAAAUAUCUCUAAACUCUUUUAAAUAG
Molecule: messenger RNA, 813 nt
Organism: Gordionus sp. m RMFG-2023
Lineage: Eukaryota; Metazoa; Nematomorpha; Gordioida; Chordodea; Parachordodidae
Product: atypical protein kinase C-like
Exons: 8
Coding region: 1-813 (270 amino acids)
Biological process (GO): protein phosphorylation
Molecular function (GO): ATP binding; protein kinase activity
Source: RefSeq, a predicted model, not a curated record